This is a messenger RNA of Pocillopora verrucosa, 2125 nucleotides long. RefSeq lists its product as uncharacterized. Gene Ontology annotation, molecular function: protein binding. Gene Ontology annotation, biological process: signal transduction. The record is from RefSeq and is a predicted model, not a curated record. NCBI's taxonomy places the organism in Eukaryota, Metazoa, Cnidaria, Anthozoa, Scleractinia, Pocilloporidae.
AUGCGAGUUAAGGACUUAUUUACAUUCAAAAAAUUCUGCAAACAGCGAAGCACAUUCCUGUCAGCAAACAAAAUUCUACUGAAUAUUUUAACGUCAAACAUGGAACAAACAAGUUUAGCUCGCAUACACAAUUCCCUGUACUGGCCCGAUCUUACAACGUAUGGCCCAAAAAUGACACGCGAGAUGUACCCUACAAAAGGGAAUAGUCCCUUGGGUUGUUCAAUUUCAGUGAAAGCGGAUGCAGACAGGGAUCCAGCUUACCUGUACUGGAUUGUGAAAGAAAUAGAAAACAACAGCAAUGCAGUUAACAUCUUGGAACCUGGAGACUGGAUAACAUCCAUCAAUGGUUCAAGCACUAUUAGCAACGACACAUCCUUUUUGGAAAAGUUGAAAAAUUGCCAAAGUGUUCUGAGUGUUACUAUAAGAAAGCCAUUAGAACAACAAGAGUUUUAUCUCUGGGACCCAAACCAAGUUGCAAUUGAUAUUAAAGUCAGAGUCAAGAGGCUUCCAUUCUCAGCUGCAUUUUCUCUCAACAUUUUUUAUCCUGACUUCCAGGAUAGUAAAAAAACAUAUGCAUUGGUGAACAACAUCAAGCUACCAGACUUCGACCACAAAAAAUUGAAACAUGGAGACAUUGUCAUUUCCAUCAAUGAACGUAAACUUGAGAAUGAAACAUAUGAAGGACUACAGAAAAUUGUCCACCAACUGAACCUUCAAAAGCAGAUCAAAGUAACUAUUCAACGGAGGCAAUGGAGACAGAAUGAUCACCUUACCAGCCUUGCAAUUGACUCACCAGCAAUUUUAGACUGGAGACCACUUCAAGCUGAGUUACAAAAGAAAAGUUCAAAAGAGCCACUCGGUUUUAAGUUUGUAUUUGCCAAGAAUCAACUAGAACAACCAUGCCCAAUAAUAAAGCAAAUUGCAGCUGGAGAAACACCAGCGGCCAAGUGUCCAUAUCUCAGCCCUGGAUGCAAGAUAACAGCUGUCAACAGACAACCAGUUAAAGGGCUCUCUUUUGAAGAGAUGAAAACCAUGCUUCAGAAAGCUCAGAUCACUGUAGUGUUAUCAAUUGAAGAACCCUUGGGCCUGCUACAAGAAAAGAAUUCGCCUUCUCCUAAAGAAAGGUACACAUGGCCAGUGGAGGAGGAGAAAGGAAUCCUUACCACAUCCCAAAGUGAAGCACAAAUUUCUUUUUCAAAUAGCUCUCUAGCAGAUGGAGUACAGAGUGUUGAUUUGUGUGAGGAGGUCCAAGGUGCAAGCAGCACCCUGAAUGAUGCAAAAUUUAAUGCUUCCCCUGACCAAGAGAGGCCAGUCAAUUGCUCAACUCAACAAAUGCCAUCUGAUUCUCAGAAUGGAUACAAUGAAGUAAACAGUCUGCCUUUGGCACCUACUGUGGAAGUGCCAAGCAAAGCCCAAGAUAUUUCUAUCUGCUGCAAAUGCGUGAAGAUAUCCAAGACAGACAAACAGGAACAAAUUAUUCACAAUAUUCCUGGGAAAAUAUACUUUACAAUGUGUCAAAGUUUGGAUAAAGAAUCUCCCUUCUUUAAUGACUAUCGUAUUUUUGGUGAGCACCUUGGGUUUACAAGAGGUGAGAUUAAUCUCCUAAACAAUCAACCAACUGAUAGUCUCCUGCGUGUUUGGAGUGAAAGAGAAGGAAAUAAUGCCACUGUUGAAAGGAUAAUGAAUAUUCUUGAUGACAUGCAACGCCAUGAUAUCUUACAGAUAUUACAAAACUGGGUAGAAAGUAAAAGUUGCUCAAAAUGCUUUAAAGCAUUCCAAAAAGCACACAAAAAAGAAUCUGAUGUGUAGUCAGAAGAGCAGGACAAGAAGGUCUCAACCUUUAACUCCCAUGAGUGACCAAGACAGAAUUUCUCCUUACAAUAUCAAUACAAUAUCAAGCAGAAAAGUGAUGAGAACAAAGGAAAAUAUCAAUUUGGGGACAAUUAGUUGAUCCAAUACUAAAUUCUCUGAACUAUCAGUAUAAGAAUUGUAUGGUUGACAGUAAGAAGAAUUACAAACAUGAUCUGGGAGUUAAAGGGUUAAGUAAAGACAUGGAUUUGAAAGAUCAAAUAAAUCAUGAAACAGAUUAACAUAAAAAAAAAAAUGCAAAACUCAAAGAAAAAAA